This is a messenger RNA of Notolabrus celidotus (New Zealand spotty), 4408 nucleotides long. It is a transcript of the gene ccr8.2, whose product is annotated as cabz01093075.1. Bases 211 to 1383 code for a protein of 390 amino acids. The record is from RefSeq and is a predicted model, not a curated record. The transcript has 3 exons. NCBI's taxonomy places the organism in Eukaryota, Metazoa, Chordata, Actinopteri, Labriformes, Labridae. Gene Ontology annotation, cellular component: membrane. Gene Ontology annotation, molecular function: chemokine receptor activity. Gene Ontology annotation, biological process: immune response; G protein-coupled receptor signaling pathway; chemotaxis.
CCAUAUUUUGUAUGCAACCACAAGCCCACCCGAGGCAGGGUAAGGGGUUGAGAGUAACACCCACUUUUGUUGUUGUACAGUAGUGACAAGUCUUUUGUCAGCUUUUCAAACUGGUUGUACUGAUGAUCUAGCGUUUCGAUCAGACAUCCACUUCAUCGCCCUCUUGUCCAGGAUUUCCACAAAUUUUUUCACUCGCACUGACAGUAGACCAUGGCUGCAACCACCCCUGCUCUAAGUGCUUUUGUUGGUUCAAGUGAGAAUUCAUCUCUAGAAGUCUUAAUAAGCUCUACUACAGAAAGCAUGUUCAGUAACUUCACAGAUAACAGCUACAGCUACAGCUACGGCUACGACUACGACUACCCUGGCAAUGACAAGGAUUACAGCAGUUGUGAUUAUGAGCGCCAUGGGGCUACUUUUCUUCCAGUGCUCUACUCCAUAUUCUUCUCCCUCGGCCUUAUGGGAAACUCUCUGGUCAUGUGGGUCAUUGUAUGCGGGGUGCGGCUCCGCAGCAUGACUGACGUGUGCCUCCUGAACCUGGCCGUCGCUGAUCUUCUGUUGGUUUGCACUCUUCCUUUCCUCGCCCACCAAGCACGGGACCAGUGGCUGUUUGGGGAUACAAUGUGCAAAUUGGUCCUGGGUAUUUAUCACAUUGCUUUCUACUGUGGGAUCUUUUUCAUCAGUCUAAUGAGCAUUGAUCGGUACUUGGCGAUAGUGCACGCUGUGUACGCUAUCAGAGCACGAACAAGGUCUUUUGGAAUAAUCGCAGCUGCUGCUGCAUGGCUGGCUGGAUUUUUGGCAUCUGCCUCUGAUGUCAUCUUCCUAAAACAGCAGGGUGAUAACUCAACUCAGUCCUGUUACCCUGACUAUCCCACUGAUGAUUCCAGUUCAAACACCCAUCACUUCUGGAGGGUGUUCAACCUUCUGAAAAUGAACAUUGUGGGUUUAUUAGUCCCAAUUGUGAUCAUGGGUUUCUGCUACUCUCAGAUCAUCUGGAGGCUUCUGUUCUCACAGUCGUCAAAGAAGCAGGCAAUCCGUUUAGUUAUCAUAGUGGUGAUUGCUUUCUUCUGCUGCUGGGUGCCCUACAAUGUCGUAUCGUUAUUCAAGGCACUCGAGCUGUUGCACAUCUAUACAGGAUGUGAGAGCAGCAAAGCCAUCAGGUUAGCUUUACAGAUCACUGAAGCUGUCGCCUACUCCCACAGCUGCCUCAACCCAGUUCUGUAUGUGUUUGUUGGACAGAAGUUCAGGAGACAGCUGCUGAGGUUGAUAAACAGGGCACCAGGCAGACUGUGUCAAGCCAUCAAGGUGUUCCUGCCUCAGGAGAGGAUCAAUGGCUCUGCAUACUCACAAACCACCAGCAUUGAUGAGAGGAGCACAGCUGUGUGAAUUGCGUACAUGUGGUGAAGGUGGUUUUUGUGUUGAUGUUGUUUCUGUGUGGACGUUCCCACAAUGAGGACAAAAGAGCAAUUAUCUUUCACAGUUUAACAUUUCUUAGGGUUUAAAUCUGUUUGAUAAGCUUAGCAUUAGGGAGGGAGUGAUAAUAAUGUAGCCAUUAAUAUAUCUUUAUAGAGAGCAGUACUGUAGCUGAAUCCCCAGGAAUCAGGUCAUGUCUGAGUCCCUAUUAUUAUUGUUAUGAUUAUUAUUGGUUACAGGGAGGACAGCUGUUUAAAUUCAAAGUGUCCCUGCAUGAACCUUGACUGACUGUGUGGGACCUUUUUGAUGUGUAGAAAACAAGUUAUAUACAAAAACAUUAGAUUCUGACUGAUCCUAUCCGUAUGUCUGGAGAUUGAAGUCAUCAAGGAAAUUACAGAGCUGUGUGUCAUGCACAAAUACACAGCGCUUUACAUGACAGGGAGACCCGCUCGUGCCUUCUGCUGCGAUAGGAUCACUGCUGGUUUCUAAUAAUCUCAAAAAUACCAACAAACCAUCUGCUGUUAAUCAGAAAUGUAACAAUCCAGCUGUGGAUUGGUUGAGUCACUUCAGAGGCUAACAUUAAGUUAGCUAGCACAACAGUGUCAGUUAGCAUCUCACUUACUUUUCUGGGUGCAUCCUGUGCUGAUGUAUGUUAGAGUCAAAGUUGUCUCUGACUUCUCCUCAGUGGUGCUUAUACAUAUCAAACAUGUUGCCAUUCUCUAGCUUACACUUGCUGUAAAAUCUUUGAAAGCAUGUUUUUGUGGCAUCUGUUAGAGCAGGGGUUCCCAAACUUUUCACCCCGUGACCCCCAAAGUAUAGGCGCCAAAGACCCGGGACCCCCACUGUCCCUCAAAGUGAUUUAAUGUGACUUCAUUUAGCUGGUCUGCUGAAAAUUAGCCUACCUAUAUGAGCAUGUGUCUGUGUUUCAUGUGCCGUUAUGAAUGAAUCUACUGUUACUGAUGCUUUAGAUAAUUAACUGUUCACUAACCCUAAACUUAGGAGUCAUCUGGCAACAAAGAAAGGAAGAAAACUCAUUACAUUUUCUAUUUUCAAGGUUUUAUUUCAAUUUUAGCGACUAUUUUUGUUUAUAUUUUUACAAAAAUGGAUAAGAUUUGCUAUUUUUAGAUAACUUUUGUCAUCCAACUUUUUUUAUUACAUUUUUCCAGUAUUUCUUCUUUCACCACAAAUUGAACAAAUUAUACAUAAGUAACACAAAACUAACAAACAAAAGAAAAAAUAAAUAAAUACAAAUAAAUACAAAAAUAAUAAUAAUAAUUAAGAAAUACUAAUAAUUAAUGGUAAAAGUCCAUGAAUCCUGAAACUUAAGUGGGACUCGAGUCUAAGCCUUGGACUUGAGUAUUGCAACAGUGAUAGAGAGUUAAAUGUCAGUUUCUUAGAUAUAUAAAGAUUUAUAUACACAAGCCAGGUCUUAGGUCUCCUGUUGUUGUAUUGGAGUCACCUUCAAGCAAAUACAAUGCACUGUAUGCUUUAAAAAAUAUAUUUUUAUUUUUACAUCAAGUUCUAUAUGAUGCAUAAAGGUGUAAAUCACACCUGUAUUAUAUGUGUAGUUCUAGAUACUUGAAAUGUAUUUGAAUUUCAGAUGAAAGAGAUCUAAACCCGCUGCCGGAAGAAGCUCAGUACGAAACUGUGUCAGCGGAAUCAGCUGCCAACAGCAACACCUCAGUGACUGCAGAAAUAACCUGCUGUCAAAGGAAACAACAGUAAUACUGCAACUGGAUGAAGGUGCACCGUUUUGCAUCAAAUAGGCUAAAACAUCUAUUUUUUUCAACUCUUACUCACACAUAUUAACCACUUUCACACUGCUUCACUUUAAAGUGUAACAAUUUGUCCAUGGUGCAGCUCACAGCCUAUAUGGUUCACAGUGUGUUUUAGCAGAUUUGCAGCCAACCUCAACCUAAAGGAAACCACAGCCCGAAAGCGGAAGAGUAUAACUGAGUUUAAUCUUUGCAGAUCUGUACGCAUGUGAGCAUUUCAUUGUCAAACUGUACUUUUGUCAUCUUUUCUACUGAUUGCACUUAUGAAAAGAAGAGACUAGGGGGUUGUUCCUAUGUCUGUUUUUUUUACAGAGGGUUUCUGUCAGAGCUGCAUGGAAGCUUGUGGUGUUGUGGCAUGGUGUCGGCUCAGGUGCAAACUGUUGGCUGCAGUAGCAUGCUGCACCUAUCAGAGAGACAGAGACGAUGGUAAAAUAAGAACUUUAUGUGAAGGCUGUGUGGUCAUUUAAUGAUGUAAUCCAUAGCCACAGUCUCAUGUUAAAGAGCAUUUGUUGAUGAUGCACAGAUUUGUAAAUAUUGUUAGGGUUUUACAAAUAUUAAAGCUCCUGUGAAGAAAUUUAGCAGGUUAUGAAGUAAACUAUGCUUUCCUGUGGUGCUUUAGUAUAGCCUAAAAAAGAAAACUGAACCAUUUGCAACAAGACUCAAAAUCCCUACAGUGUAUUUUUUUAUGCCUGUAACCACUAUGAGGGGGUAGGUGUCAGGCCAGUUGCUUGAAUGAAGAAACAGCCUUUUUGACAUAUUUUUUAUUGACAGUUGAGUGAUAUAUUUGACAGUAAAAUAAAGAGCACAGAGGAUUUUUUUUUUUUUUAAAAGAAGCACUUCUAAAACAUGUACAUGACAAAACCAACAAAGAAUUAAGAAGUAUCACUUUGUCCAAAGUGGGACAUAGGGUUCCUUAGUGGAGCUUUAAGGUCAAAACAAUAAAUGAUUUUUGGAAGACCUUAAGAGAGACUGCUUUGAAGAAAGAUGUAUAUUUAUCAUUUAUAUGAUGUAUCAGAUAUGAAUGUAUUACAGUGAGAUGUUCAUUGUACAUUGUUAUUUUUUUAUGUAUUUUUCUAUUGUUUGUAUUUUGAUAAUUUUCAGAGCUUUUUUAUACAUGAUUAAUUUUAGGAUGUCAAAGAUGGGCAGUGAUUCUGUUGUAGCCUCAUGACAUCCUGUUAUUGGGACAUCUUGUUUUUUUGUCUUAAUUAAAAUCCUUAAACAAA